CAGAUAAUUCGGAGAACAGGGCGCGGGCGGCUGCAUUCUGCCCAGUGUUCAUUGACAUUUAAGCACAGUAAGGUAAUGUCAGCGAUGUCUUUGCUAGUUAUCUUGCCAGCUAGUGUGGUAAUGACAGUACAGGGGCCCUGGCCUUGAAGUGAGAAAGGAGCACCACGAUGGAGUCACUAUGGAAGAUGUGAUGGCCACCUCAUUGCUGACUCGGAUUUCCAUGAUUUAGGCAGGAACUACUGAACUACCCGUGACCUACUGCAGCGCUAAGGCCACCUUCCUUAUUCGUCGCGAGUCUCCGGCUCACCGCGGACUCGUACGCCCUUCGGGGUUCCGCGACCGGAGAUUCUUCCGACGACCUCAUCAUCAGGGUGCCUCGCGGGGCAUGAUUGCUGUAUUGGCGAAUCCCCUAUAUGUAAAGCGGGAUCAUCAAUUCAACCUGUCUACCACGCUUGGCAUCCCAAAUCUUGGCCGGAGCACUGAUACAUCGUACCACCGAGACACACAAACAAAAGCUACCCACCCAUCCAAGACUGAAGUCCCAACCACCACAGCGAUGGCGCAUCCAAACGCACCAGCGCCUCCCAACCCAGCCACCAACCCCGACGCCGCCGACGACUUCCUCCUGCAGUCCUACACCCGUCUCCGACACACCAUCACCACCACCACCACCUCCUCCUCCUCCUCUCGAGAAGUCCUGCCCUCCCUCUCAGCACUCGCCACCGCCCUCUCGUCCCUCCCAGACCCAACCUCCCCCUCCUACCUCUGCCCGCUGGGGCCCGCCAAAACCCACGCUCACCUACUCCAGACCAUCCUUCCGGCCCUCAACAGCCAGGCGCUCUCCCCGCGCUACUUCGGCUUCGUGACGGGCGGGGUCCUGCCCAUCGCCGAGGCGGCCGACAACCUGGUGACGGCGCUGGACCAGAACGUGCAGGUGCACUUCCCUGCUCCUCCUCCUCCUCCGGGCUCUGAUUCGGAUGGGGCGGAUGGGACGGCGGCGACGGCGUGGGCGCAUUCCGUGUGCACGGCGGUGGAGGACGCUGCACUGCGGAUGCUGAUUUCGUUGCUGGGUUUGGAUGAAAGCAAGGGUGAUGAUGAUGAUGAAGGUGGUCGUUGGAGGGGACGGACGUUCACCACCGGCGCGACGGCGAGUAACAUGCUGGGGCUGGCGUGCGGGCGGGAGGCGGUCAUUGCGAGAAGGCUGGCUGGUAUUGGGGGGGAGAAGAAGGAGAUGGCGGUGGCGGAGGUCGGGAUGCUCGCGGCGUGCCAGGCGGCUGGGGUCAGGGAGAUCCAGGUCUUGACCAGCCUGGGCCACUCGUCGCUGGCCAAGGCGGCGAGCCUUGUUGGGUUGGGGCACGCGAGCGUCAAGGAGAUGGGGGUUGCUGGAGAGCCGUGGAGGCUGGAUUUGGAUGCGGUGGAAGGGGAGCUGAAGAGGGCGGAGGGCGAAGGGGUGGUGAGUAUCAUUGCGGUGAGUGCUGGGGAGGUGAACACGGGCAGGUUCGCCACGAAUGUGUUGGAUAUGCCGAAGCUGAGGAGCUUGGCGGAUCGCUACGGGGCUUGGAUCCAUGUGGAUGGGGCCUUUGGUCUCUUCGCUCGUGCGCUGCCCAGAACAGACGACUUUGUCAGCCUGCAUGGAAACGUUGCGGGAUUAGAAUUGGCCGACAGUAUCGCGGCGGAUGGGCACAAGCUUCUGAACGUGCCCUACGAUAACGGCAUCUUUCUCUGUCGCGAUGCGUCCGUCCUCACGCAGGUCUGCAGCAACCCCAACGCCGCGUACCUCGCAUCCCCUGAUAGCCCCAACGCCAUCCUCAGCCCCCUGAACGUUGGCAUCGAAAAUUCGCGCCGUUUCCGCGCUCUGCCCGUGUACGCCGUGCUCCUGAGCGAGGGCAGAGAAGGCAUUGCCGCCAUGCUCAGCCGGAUGGCCCGCCUUGCGCGCGAGAUGGCGGCCUUCGUGCGUGACUCGGAGCACUACGAAUGGCUGCCGAGCGAGGACGCAUCGCUAGAAAGCACCUUCAUCAUCGUGCUGUUCCGCGCCAAGGAUGCCGCCCUGAACGAGGUGCUGGUCGACCGGAUCAACGCAACGGGGAGGAUGUUUGUCAGCGGGACGAGGUGGGACGGAAAGAAGGCUGUGCGCAUUGCCGUAGCCAGCUGGCGGGUCGAUGUCGCGAGGGAUGCGGCGGUCAUGAAAGAGGUGCUGACGGCCAUUGCGGAGGGUUGGCGGUAGCACAUGCGUCGUAGAUGUUGUUGAGUCCCGGGAUCUGCUAUGUUGCCGGGCAUAGUCCAGUCUCUGCAGUUCGACCUAACCAAACUUCCGACUGCCCCCCUUGAACUUCUGCUCCUCGCCCUUCUUCCGCCCCUUGCCGAUCAACUCGAGAUGGCCCGCCCGCUCUCCCAGCAUCUGCUCGGUCUUGGCGACCAGUCCGGACGUGUACUUCUUCUGGAUCUUGUCGGCAGUCGUCUUUGACUUUUUCGCUUGAGGUUUGCUGAUGCCACUCUUUUUCGCCUGCUGCUUCCCCGCUGCCUUGCCGCCCUUCCCGCCCAGGGCUGGCUUUGGCGUCUUUUUCACAGCGCCUUGAGCCAUUUGCGCCGAUCUGCGAAUGCUUGGGCAAAUUUUCACCAAGUCGUGAGUGGACUGGUGCUAAGGAAGGAAACAGUGCAAACACCAUGAGAUUACACU
This is a messenger RNA of Chaetomium strumarium, 2677 nucleotides long. Its product is annotated as pyridoxal phosphate-dependent transferase. The record is from RefSeq and is a predicted model, not a curated record. Gene Ontology annotation, cellular component: cytoplasm. Gene Ontology annotation, biological process: carboxylic acid metabolic process. Gene Ontology annotation, molecular function: pyridoxal phosphate binding; carboxy-lyase activity. The transcript is spliced from 3 exons. Lineage: Eukaryota; Fungi; Ascomycota; Sordariomycetes; Sordariales; Chaetomiaceae. The coding region runs from base 386 to 2224 and encodes 612 amino acids.